AUGUUUGCUAUCAUUCCUGUCAACGGUUUGGUUAUAGCAAUCAUCAUUUCAGCGAAACAAAAAAGCUUCGAAAAUGUAUCCAAAGAUUUCAUGGACAAAAUUCACCUUUACAAUUUUUUAGGUCAGAUUUACAACAACUAUGAGAACAGACAUCUCGUCUUCAAUAGGACGCUGUCUUUGGAGACUGUUAUCUAUCCACUUCUACCAUAUGACUACCGUUAUAACUUCCAAAAUUGGCUCAUAGUGCACUUAACCAACGUCUACUUUGUUUGGACCGGAUGCAUUAUCAUUGUCAUCCACAAUUCUAUAAACUAUGCACUUUUUAAAGACAUCCAAGCAGCCUGUGGUUUUAACGUGACUACAAAUUACUUGUAUAAUUGGAUAGCAGACAGUUUGCUUUUGUACCAGUUAAUGAUGGCGGGCAAGGGAAAUUUGCCUUUGUACGGUCUAAUGAUAGUCGUGUACUUGGGAGGGUUGAUUGUGAUGUCGUUCGUGUUAGAAGGAAUACGUAGACAGAGUGACAAUCUUCCCCAGCUGGUUUACAAUUUGGACUGGGAGAACAUGUCGAUGUCUAAUAAAAAGAUGUUUCUGCUCCUCCUAAUGAGAACGCAGCCAGCUUUGGAGUUCAUAGCCGCUGGAAGAUUAAGGGCUGGAGUGCGACCGAUGCUUUCAGUAAGUGUCAAUUCUUUAUCUGUUUUCACGUCUUUAUCUCCAAAAGAGUAG
Pectinophora gossypiella (pink bollworm) is the source of this 723-nucleotide messenger RNA. RefSeq lists its product as uncharacterized. The transcript has 6 exons. Gene Ontology annotation, cellular component: membrane. Lineage: Eukaryota; Metazoa; Arthropoda; Insecta; Lepidoptera; Gelechiidae. The coding region runs from base 1 to 723 and encodes 240 amino acids. Gene Ontology annotation, molecular function: olfactory receptor activity; odorant binding. The record is from RefSeq and is a predicted model, not a curated record. Gene Ontology annotation, biological process: sensory perception of smell.